Messenger RNA from Cetraspora pellucida, 639 nucleotides. The record is from the annotation of a GenBank genome assembly. Lineage: Eukaryota; Fungi; Glomeromycota; Glomeromycetes; Diversisporales; Gigasporaceae.
AUGGGAGAUUCGGGAACAAAAAAGCGUAUUAAAACAACUAAAAGAGCAGGGAAAGAGCCUAUCCAAAACAAGAACAACAUUCCAUAUUUUUAUGACGCUAGUAAAUUCAAUAAAGGUAGCACAUUUACGUCUAUUGGAAAUAUUUACGCUACAGUAUUAAAAGAAGCCACCAAACAAGAUUACGACUUAAUUUUUGGUUCAGCUUAUAAAGGUAUUCCCAUUGCCUUAUCAACAGUUUCAGCAUUAGCUGAUAAAUAUGAUAUGGACAUUUCCUAUUCCUUUAAUAGAAAAGAAAAAAAGGAUCACGGAGAAGGUGGAAAUAUUGUUGGUUCACAAUUAAAAGGGAAUGUUUUAGUUGUAGAUGAUGUAAUUAGUACAGGGACUGCAAUUAGAGAGUCCCUAGAAAUUAUCAAAGAAAAUCAGGCAAAUCCUGUUGGUGUCGUUGUUGCGGUAGAUAGACAAGAGAAAGGUGUGGGCAUUUAUUCUGCUGCUCAACAGAUUGAACAAGAUUAUGGCAUCCCUGUGAAUUCAAUUGUUACUUUGGAAAAUAUCGUUCAUUAUCUUAAAGAGCAUGGCUGUUACGACAAACAUUUGACAAAAAUAGAAGAAUAUCAAGCUAUAUACGGGGUCAAAAACUAG